Molecule: messenger RNA, 357 nt
Organism: Diaporthe batatas
Lineage: Eukaryota; Fungi; Ascomycota; Sordariomycetes; Diaporthales; Diaporthaceae
Exons: 2
Coding region: 1-357 (118 amino acids)
Source: RefSeq, a predicted model, not a curated record
AUGAACAUGGCCGAAAGCAUCGGAAACGGCCUCUGGUAUGCCGAGCAACAAAAGGGGGGUUUUGGCGAUGGCAAGAAUUUCUUUGUUUGCCUUUUGGAGAACUUCAAGUGGAUGAUACUUCUGGCCAUCUUCCUUGGCGGCCUCAGUCUGCACGUCUCGCAGGCUAUCCUGUGCCAUAUGUUCGGGAUAGAAAUGACCUGGGGCGCCACCAGUAAAGAGGCCGAGUUUUCCAACUUCUGGAUUGAAGUUCCUAGGGUUAUUAAGAAGGUAUGUCAUCGCCUCGUAGCUCAAGCAAACGCCAAUCACCCUCAGCACUCCCUCCCUACCCGAGAACGAACAUCGUCAUCUCGGUCCUGA